This is a messenger RNA of Anopheles moucheti, 1261 nucleotides long. RefSeq lists its product as uncharacterized. The record is from RefSeq and is a predicted model, not a curated record. The coding region runs from base 5 to 1192 and encodes 395 amino acids. The transcript has a single exon. NCBI's taxonomy places the organism in Eukaryota, Metazoa, Arthropoda, Insecta, Diptera, Culicidae.
GACAAUGACUCCACUGAUCGUAAGCUUUGUGUUGUGUGCCGUGAAGUUGAGCAUCGUAACGGCCUUGCCGAGUGGAAUGCCGGAAGCGACGGAACCGCUGGACGCCUGUGGUAAGCACUAUAACGAUCUAAUUGCCGCCACAGACAGCUGGUACGACAAGCAGUGCGAGGGCGCAAAGGGACGGGCCGCGUGCGUGGUGCCGGAGCAUGAGAAAGCCUAUCUGGAGCUGAAACAACGCUGCAAACAAGCGCACGAUGAGCGCAACGCGAAGGUGGCAGAAAUUUACGAAAAGCUGCCGAAAUACGCCGCCGACGUUGGUACGCGGGUGAGCUUGCUGAAGGAGUCGCUCCGGAACGACAUGCCCAGCCUGGUGGAGAUGGUGAACGAGCAGAAGAGUUUGCUGGAGGACGCGUGGAAGUAUGGUGCGCAGCUGCAGCGUGAGCUGAUGCAGACGAGCAUGGAGUCGGAUCACAUGCAGCGUGCGCUGAUGCUCCACUCGAUGCUGGUGAACUCUUCGCUGUCGGACAUGCUGCAGGAAAGCUACCGGUACCACGGUGGCAACAGUCGGAUGGUGGCCCGGAUGUUGAAGUUUGCCCGGCUACUACCGUCCGCCGACGAACGGGUGGAGGUGUACAAGCAGCUGUCGGAGCUGUUAAAAUCCAACCAGCAGGAUGAACGCUACCCAGCCAUCUUAUUCGCAAGCGAUGUAAAAGAGCUGAAGGAUCGUUCAGCAUCCGAUCCGGACCAAUUCCAGAGCAAGGUGUUGCAACGCUGGCAGGCCCAGCUGCUAGCGGGCAACUUCAACGAGGUACUUAUGUUCGCCCAGGACUAUCCCGAAUACUAUGCGCACAUCGAGAAAGAGUUGUACGGUGCGCUGAAGAGCCAGUGGUCUGUGGAAGCCCUCAACAGGAUGGUGCAUCUGCCCAACACGCUGCCAGUUGCAGCACAGCGUGUUGAAGCGUUCCGUGCCGUACUGGAUGCAUUGUUGGAGAAUCAAACGAAACAGCGCAAUGAUGCCUACCUGAUGCGGUUGGCGAACGACCUGACCCAGCUGGAAGCAACGCUCGGUGCGGAAGAUGCGGAAUCACGCCAGGCGCUGGAGGAAACCAAGAAGCUAUUCGAACAAUUCACGUACGCGCGCGAUUUCUCCGCGUACGCCGAGCUGUACAAGGUGUUCAGAGCAGCUUUCUAGAACCCGUUCAAUAGUGUGCCGAAUAAAACUUGAAUGAUUUAUGAUGCGUGUGGGAGCAGCACUCGUGAA